Drosophila persimilis is the source of this 1964-nucleotide messenger RNA. Its product is annotated as kiSS-1 receptor. Gene Ontology annotation, biological process: G protein-coupled receptor signaling pathway. Lineage: Eukaryota; Metazoa; Arthropoda; Insecta; Diptera; Drosophilidae. The transcript is spliced from 5 exons. Gene Ontology annotation, cellular component: membrane. Gene Ontology annotation, molecular function: G protein-coupled receptor activity. The record is from RefSeq and is a predicted model, not a curated record. Bases 260 to 1948 code for a protein of 562 amino acids.
AAAUUACAGUGCCUUCUAUAAAAUAAACAACGUCGCUAUCACCACCACCAAAAACCCCACUCAACAACAGCAACAGCAAUAAAAACAGCAACAAAAAGCAGCAACAGAAGCAGCAGCAGGAGCAGCAUCAGCCCAGAAAUUUCGUUAAGCAAAACACGCAGCACCUUUAGUAUGAAAUGAGGCGGCCAGACAAACGCAUCGACAACGAAGAUCGAACACGUAUACGGCUAAGGAUUGGAAUACGACGGUUACGGGAAGCAUGAACAGCAACAGCCUGCAGCAAUGGUGGGAGCACACGUACCGCCGGCAUCAUCUCGAGCCGAACAACGACCUCGACACCACGGAGUUGCACUACGCGCUCCUCGAGCAUAACCAGCUAGGUGGCAGCACUGGAACCCUGCCCACGGACCUGGAGGGCUCGGCGACGGACUUUGAUUACGGCAACUUUAGCCUGAUCAAUCCGUAUGACCUUGACGCUGCUGGCGGCGAUUCGGAGAAUGCCAUAUCCUCGCUGACGCUCCUCCUUCUGGCCGUCAGCUAUGGUCUCGUGGUCUUUGGCGGCGUCGUUGGCAACUCCACCCUGGUGCUCACCCUUUGCUCGGCCUCCUCGGUUCGACUGCGGAAUCCCCUACUGCUGGCCGUGUGCAUUGCCGAUCUGCUGGUCACGGGCAUUUCGGCGCCCGUUACGCUCUUGAAUCUGGCCAUGAACCGCAGGACGAGAUCGCUGCCGCUGGUGCUCUGCAAGGUCAUACAUUACAUCCAGGUCAUGCCCGUGGCGGCCAGCACCAUCUCCUUUUUCAUGCUCUCCCUGGACCGCUAUGCCACCGUUAAGCAUCCUCGUUUGGCCCAGCUGCGGCAGCGUCGAUAUCUGCACGUCUCCCUGGCCUUGAUCUCUUGGCUGGCCUCGGCGGCCAUCAGUACGCCGUUCCUGUUCGCCUACAAGAUCAUAGCCAAGUCGGUGAUCAUCAAGGGAGUUGGUAGCACGAACGCCAGCACUACACCGAAUCCCGUUAGCAUCAGCUGCACCUCUGAUCUGGGGGCCAAUGCCAUGUUCAUGUCGUUCAUCAUCUUCCACACGAUAGCCGUGUUCGUGCUGCCCGGGGUGGGGGUGCUGCUCAAUCACUACGGGGUGCGGCGCAAGCUCUGCGCCCUGUCGCUGACGGCUCGAGCGGCCCACGGGGAGCUGCCCCUGCCCAUGCCCAUCCUGCGACGACAGACGCACAUGGUGAUUGUGACGGGCUGCGCCAAUGCCCAGCAGGCGGCCUGUGGAGGCCCCACCACCGUGGACGAUACCUCGAAUGGGAAUGGCACUGGCGGCGGUGGGCAAAUGGCCGUGAGUCCCGGGGACAUACAAAUGCACACGUUACAGCCUCGCCUGCCGGGAUCUGGUUCGGCCCUUGAGCCGGGCUCCUUUCGUUCCAGCAACCCCAUAUCGCCCAGGGCCAUGAGGGAGAUACGGGCCCACUCGCAGCGCCAGCGGAUACAUCGGGCUGGGAGGGGUCCGGCCACGCCUGGCAUACCGCUGCCACAGACCUCGACGCUGAGGUCACGCCGUCACUUGGCCAACAUGCUGAUCGCCUCCGCCUUAAUCUUCAUCGUUUGCUGGGCCCCGCAUGUCUUUUGCAUAUUCUAUAAGAAUUUCGGCUACAAGCAAUACUGCAGCAAAUCCUCUGUCUACUUCAGUCUGUUGUUGGGGUAUUUCUAUUCGGCCAUCAGUCCGGUCAUCUAUUGGGCGCUCAAUCACAAUUCGCUUCGACAAUCGCCCUGUGCGCCCAUCAUACGGCUGCGCUCCAUGCAAAAUUUCCUGAGAUCGCGCUUCCGGACGCACACGGUGCCCCCACCGCCAUCGUCCACCAAUGAGGCGGCCCUGGGUGCAUUCAAUCCGAAACUGAUCAAGCUGACACCGAAACAGUAUAGAGCUCAGGCUUCUUCGCAUUAUCUCUACUAGUGUGAUACUAAACUAA